This is a messenger RNA of Ramularia collo-cygni, 693 nucleotides long. RefSeq names its product related to RIB2-DRAP deaminase. The coding region runs from base 1 to 693 and encodes 230 amino acids. The transcript has a single exon. The record is from RefSeq and is a predicted model, not a curated record. Gene Ontology annotation, molecular function: catalytic activity. NCBI's taxonomy places the organism in Eukaryota, Fungi, Ascomycota, Dothideomycetes, Mycosphaerellales, Mycosphaerellaceae.
AUGACAUCCUCAAAUAUCGCUCAGCAGCAUGGCAUAAUCAUCGAAGAUGACGAGCAGCCAGAGGUCGGCCACGAGUCAAAUGAAUACACCUCAUCGAUGCUCCAAAUCCCAGCAGUACACCAAGUCGCUAGCCACUACAUGAGAGUUGCUCUUGAGGAAGCUCGGAAGUCACCUCCGAAACCAACCAACUACUGUGUGGGUGCUCUUCUGCUCCGCGCAGCAACAAGCAUUACUCCGCCGUCCAUUCUAGCCACGGGCUACACCCUCGAAUGUGAAGGGAACACCCACGCCGAGCAAUGUUGCUUCAUCAAACUCGCGGAAAGUCUUGACUGCGAUGUCGAAAGUCUGGGCAGCCGCAUGAACGGUGACAUCCUGCUGUAUACCACCAUGGAGCCUUGCAAUCAGCGCAGUGUGGGCAAUCUGCCAUGCGUGGACCGCAUUCUUGCCUUGAAGACGGCCGAGGGAAAGCAGACGAUCAGCACGGUCAUCUGCGGUGUUGGCGAGCCGAAAGACUUGGUUGCUACGAAUAGUGGUAGGGCCAGGCUUGAGGCUGCUGGGAUCAAAGUUGGAGUCCUGACUGGAAUGGAAGAAGAGAUCCUAAGCGUCGCCAAAGCCGGCCAUCCACGACCCCAGGAUGACCGUGAAGAAGCACCAGGUCCGAGCAGAUCGAACAUUCACAACCUCUUGAAUUGA